AGUGCCAGGGCUGCGCUGGCCAUGGCUGGGUCUGGGCUGGAGCUGGUGGGGCUGGCCCUCCACGCCGCCUCCUUCCUCUGCGGGGUCAUCUGCGCCUCUGCCCUGACCGUCACCCAGGGUGAGUUUGGGGGCCGGUGCAUCCUCUACGGUUCGGUGGUCAACAACGGGAGCCUCGUCUUAAGUGCCACCAGCCCAGCCUCCCUCUGCAACUUCGUCUCAACCGUCUCCAUCCUGACCGCCAUCUUGUCCUUUGUGGCCCUGCUCCGGGGCAUCUACCGCUCCUGCUUUGGCAACGGACACCCACUGGACGGCGUGUGGGUCAAAGGCUCCUUGUCCGUCUCGGCCGUCGUCCUCUUCUUCUUGAUGGUCUCGGCGUGCAUCCUCCGGGUCGGCAUGGACGCCUUCUGCACCUCCAUCCACCAAGCCGUAGCCGCCAUCAGCUGUCAAGAAGCUCAGCACCAGCCCUGGGUCUCUCCUUACCACAGCGAAAGAUUUUACGACAACCUCUACACCGCGGAGGCAGCUGCUUGGGUCAAUUUCUUCUUCUGGUGCCUGAUGUCGGUGAUGGUCUUCAUGGAGUGGUUCAGCAAAGCCCCAUCUGGACCACUCCGGGGCAGUGGCCUGUCACGAACUGAAGAGACGGACCCCAUCUUUGGAGCAGGACCUCUCAGACCUUGACAAUGAGGCCACCAAGAUGGUGGUGGAUGGUCAUCAUCACUCCUUGGAAGUCCUUUCCGUAUUACCUCCCGUUCUCCCCGUAAGAGGACAGCUUUCUCUCUCUCAAGAAAUGGCUGCCUCUCUGGAUCAAGAGGGCAAAAGCUUUCCAAGGGAGCCUCCAUCAAUGUCUGAGACUCCAAUGCUUUCUAUAACAAAAUGGUGGGACUGUGAAGACUGCUGCUAACUCCUCUCCAGACCCCCCCCCCCCCCC
Molecule: messenger RNA, 928 nt
Organism: Sceloporus undulatus (fence lizard)
Lineage: Eukaryota; Metazoa; Chordata; Lepidosauria; Squamata; Phrynosomatidae
Gene: TMEM179B
Product: transmembrane protein 179B
Exons: 5
Coding region: 22-678 (218 amino acids)
Source: RefSeq, a predicted model, not a curated record